Cygnus olor (mute swan) is the source of this 3584-nucleotide messenger RNA. It is a transcript of the gene USH1C, whose product is annotated as USH1 protein network component harmonin. Gene Ontology annotation, cellular component: stereocilia ankle link complex; cilium; photoreceptor inner segment. The record is from RefSeq and is a predicted model, not a curated record. The coding region runs from base 106 to 2190 and encodes 694 amino acids. Gene Ontology annotation, biological process: retinal cone cell development; sensory perception of sound; inner ear morphogenesis. NCBI's taxonomy places the organism in Eukaryota, Metazoa, Chordata, Aves, Anseriformes, Anatidae. Gene Ontology annotation, molecular function: protein binding. The transcript is spliced from 24 exons.
GGCGGGCAGCGGGCGCGCCUCCCACCACCCCGGGGCGCGGCCUCGACGGCGGCACGGCCGCUCCGCACCCGCACCCGCACCCGCACCCUCGUCCUUCCCCGCAGCAUGGAGCGCCGUGUGGCCCGGGAGUUCCGCCACAAGGUUAAUCUGCUAAUUGACAAUGAAGCAGAGAAGGAUUACCUUUAUGAUGUGCUGCGGAUGUACCACCAAUCUAUGAAUCUUCCAGUGCUUGUGGGGGAUCUAAAACUCGUGAUUAACGAACCAAGCAGGUUGCCUCUAUUUGAUGCUAUCCGCCCACUUAUUCCAUUAAAACACCAGGUGGAGUAUGAUCAGCUUACACCCAAAAGAUCAAGAAAGCUGAAAGAAGUGAGAUUGGAUCGCUUGCAUCCUGAAGGACUUGGGCUAAGUGUGAGAGGUGGAGUGGAAUUUAGCUGUGGCCUCUUUAUCUCCCAGUUAGUUAAAGGAGGACAAGCAGACAGUGUUGGACUUCAGGUUGGAGAUGAGAUAGUUCGUAUAAAUGGAUAUUCCAUCUCGUCAUGCACACAUGAGGAAGUCAUAAACCUCAUUCGCACAAAGAAAAUAGUGUCCAUAAAAGUAAGACAUAUUGGAAUGAUACCUGUCAAAAGUUCAGCAGAUGAACCCCUUAAGUGGCAAUAUGUGGACCAGUUUGUGUCGGAAUCUGGGGAAGGAAAGGGCAGUGUCGCUGGUCUUGCUUCUUCUGGAGGGAGAGACAAUAAAGAGAAGAAAGUCUUCAUUAGCUUGAUUGGUACAAAAGGCAUGGGAUGCAGUAUUUCCAGUGGUCCAACACAAAAACCAGGCAUUUUUAUCAGCAACGUUAAGCCAGGUUCUCUUUCAGCAGAGGUGGGCUUAGAGGUUGGUGACCAGAUUGUUGAGGUAAAUGGAGUGGACUUUUCUAAUGUGGAUCAUAAAGAGGCUGUCAGAGUGCUCAAAAGCAGCCGUACUUUGACUAUCUCUGUGGUAGCAGGCGCCGGAAAAGAGCUGUUUAUGACUGAAGACGAGAGGCAGAGGGAAGCACAUCUUCAUGAGCAGGAACGCCAGGAGUUAAUGCAUCAGAAGCGGCUUGCGCUGGAAACUAACAAAAUCAUCAAAGAGCAGCAAGAGAAAGAGAGAUUAAGAAAAAUUGAGAUUUCCCAGAAGGCUGCAGAGGAAGAAGAGAGAUAUCGCAGAGAAAUAGAGCAGAUAACAGCAGAGGAAGAAAAAUUUAAAAAGGAGUGGGAAGAAGACUGGGGGCCUAAAGAGCCUCCCAAAUCUCUAAAAACUGUAACUGCAGAAGUGCACUCUGCCCCUCAUUCUAAACACAAAAAAGAUUUAAAGGGAGUUGCACAUGACCAACUUGACACAGAUGACAUGGAUGAAGUGAUCAUGAAGCAGGACAAACAGUUGGCAAGUGGACGUCCUUCGGCAUCUCCCUCUGCCACAUCAAUGCGGCGGUUUGCCGGUGGCCUGCAGCUUCAUACUACAGAUCUUGAUGACAUAAAUUUAGAUGAAGUUGACAAACAAGUGGCACCACCUCCACCCCCGCCUGCUGUUACUCCAGUAUCACCAGGUCAUCCACUUCCCACAUCCAGUGUUCCACUUUCAAGAGGUCCGGCGCUGGCAGUACCACCAGCUUCCCAGGUUGUAAGAAACACCUCCCAUGUCGGAAAAGGAUCUUCUGUGUCAAGCAGUCCGCUGCAACUUGCUCCAAGUCCACCCACCCAACGAUAUCCAGGGGUACCAAUAGUCUCUAAACCAGUCAUGCUGCAUCCUGACCCAAACUUUAUGGUCAGGCCAACAAUCAAAUCUGAAGCCCUGGGCUUCCAGAAAUAUUUGGAAGACUUUGAUCCACAUUCAAUGUUUACCCCUGAGCAGAUUAUGGGAAAAGAUGUACGGCUAUUACGCAUUAAAAAGGAAGGAUCAUUAGACCUUGCAGUUGAGGGAGGAAUUGAUUCUCCCAUUGGAAAGAUAGUAGUCUCUGCCAUCUAUGAGGGUGGUGCUGCAGACAAGCAUGGAGGCAUAGUGAAAGGAGAUGAAAUACUGGCUGUAAAUGGCAAGAUAUUAAUUGACAGCACGCUGGCAGAAGCACAAGCAACUCUAGCAAAGGCUUGGAACAUGGGUGGGGAUUGGAUUGACUUAGUCAUUGCAGUGUCACCUCCAAAGGAAUAUGAUGAUGAAAUGACAUUUUUUUAAAGUACGGAAGGUUACACUUAAGAAAUGAAGUCUUUCCCCUGCAGACACCUGCUGCUCUGAAAAUUAAUAGGAUAUCAACAGCCACAUAAAAUGCAUUUUUAUUUGAAAGAAAUGUGAACAGUCAGAUCUGGAAAUUGAACUAGAGACUUCAUGUUCUUUAGGUAAUUUGAGUAAUUUCAAAUCAUUUUGUAAACAUACACAAAGAAAUUGUCGUAAGCGCACUGAGAAGGACAGACAGUAAGCAUAACUGUAUCUGUGAGAACUCAAAAUCAAUUUUUCUUUAUUUUGGGAAGACAAAUUUUGGAAAUUAUCUUCCAGUUUUCCCAAAAAUAAAUACCAAAAUGACAAAUGAAGAUGGAACACAGAUGUCUGUUCCCACAUGCAACAUUUGUGAUUACACAUUCACAGGCCAGUUUGGGUGUGAGAAAGCUUAUAUUUUUACUCUGUACAUAGUGAUUUUCCAUGGGGAAGUGGGGACAUAUAUGAGUAAUUUCUGUUCUCACUGAUAUCCUUGUAGCUCUCUUAAUGUCUGUUUCUGUUGCCCAGUUGUGAGUUGUUUUGAUUAUGAAAAUCCUGCCUGUAGAAGGGCUUCUAUACCAGUUAUACCAGGAGUGUGAGCAUUAUAUGGAGUAAUUUUGGUGAUGCUUCUAUGGUAUAAAGAGUCUUCUCUACCAGCAAAGUAAAUAGCUAGCAAGUAGUCCAGAUAACAUCAUUAUGUGUUGUCAGUUAUGAUACCAAGUAUUGUGUUGGUGGUAAAAAUUAAUCCCUGAUAUAGUCAAGGGUGGAAAAUUUCGGUCCGAUUCACAGUCUGUACUUAAGUACUUCGUCCUCAGUGAGUCUACACACAAAUAAAUUUGCAGUCAGUAAGAGUAACAUUUCACUGUUUGUUACUGUUUUCUGUUUAAGUAACUUCCUCCAGACCAUAACAUCUAUAUUAACCUGACUUUAAGUAAGUCUGAUUACAGUUGUAGAUGUAGUCUUUUCUUUAUAUUGUCAAGGUGUCUCCUUGGAAAUGUAACAGUUCUCCUUCCUUCCUCGGAUCUGCCAGUUUGUAUACCAUUUUUCAUAGUGUGUUUAGAUUUUUCUUAUCUGGACUAAUGAGAGCUAAAAUCUAAAGUUCUUUAGCAUAUCAAAUUCCUGCUGAAGUCUUGCCAUUUCAACAUUUGGAAGCCUUCCUUCCUGUAACACAGGAGAAUAACAAUUACAUUCCUGAGAAGUCUGUAUUUGUAUGGAGAUAAACAAUUAUGUAUUAUGUUGACUUCCUUUGUUUUAUUCACAGUUUUGUUCCAGUAUGCCAAUGAUGUUGUCUGGCAGGGUACACAUGUUCAAGUUUUCAACAUUCUAACACUGUAACUCUCCCAACUAAUCUAGAAAUAAAAUCAUAUAUGGCAAAU